Molecule: messenger RNA, 1240 nt
Organism: Camelus dromedarius (Arabian camel)
Lineage: Eukaryota; Metazoa; Chordata; Mammalia; Artiodactyla; Camelidae
Gene: FRAT2
Product: FRAT regulator of WNT signaling pathway 2
Exons: 1
Coding region: 399-1094 (231 amino acids)
Cellular component (GO): cytoplasm
Source: RefSeq, a predicted model, not a curated record
UGCUCCUCAGGCCAGGGGAGUAAGAAGCUCUCCCAGCGCCCGGGAUCCCCUCAUAGACAGACAUCGAGCGCAGACACAAGAAGGCUCCGACCACGGUCCUGCGCUGCCCGUGGCGGCCCGCGCCGCCCCUCCUCCUCGCGCGUCCCCCCGUCCAGGCGCGGUGGUAGGGCCCGGCGGCGGCGUCAUCCAUUGUUUACAAAUCAACCCGAGCCGGUAGGAUUCCGGCUCCCGCGGCUGCAGGCGCGCGGCUGGGUUUCCAGGGGGGCUGCGGCUUCCUCGUCCGCCAGGACCCGGCUUCAGCCUCAUCCGCGCUCGGCUCCGCCGCGGCCCACCAAGUCCCGGAGACAGCCGAGUCGCCAGCGAAGCCCGCGGAGCUCCGGUUGCCCGCGCGGAGGGCCAUGCCGUGCCGGAGGGAGGAGGAAGAGGAAGCCGGCGAGGAAGCGGAGGAAGAGGAGGAGGAGGAGGAGGAGGACAGCUUCCUCCUGCUGGAACAGUCGGUGACGCUGGGCAGCUCGGGCGAGGUGGACCGGCUGGUGGCCCAGAUCGGCGAGACGCUUCAGCUGGACGCGGCUCAGGACCGCCCAGCCUCCCCGUGCGCGCCCCCGGGGCCAUCGCUGCAGACCUCGCGGCCCCCGGCGGCAGUGCGGGAGGACAGGGCCCGGGCUCCGGCGCUGCCGCUGCUUCUGCCGCCCGAAGCCGGGGGCCCGGCCUCCCCGGGAGCCUUGCGCUGCACUCUCGGGGACCGCGGCCGCGUGCGGAGCCGGGCUGCGCCCUAUUUUGUGGCCGAGCUCGCCGCAGGCCCCAGCGCGCUGCCGGGUCCGUGCCGGCGAGGAUGGCUGCGGGGCGCUGUCGCCUCCCGCCGCCUGCAACAGCGCCGAUGGCCUCCAGCCGGGGCGCGCGCCAGCGACGACGACCCGCACCGGCUCCUGCAGCAGCUGGUGCUCUCGGGGAACCUCAUCAAGGAAGCCGUGCGGAGGCUCCAGCGAGCCGUCGCCGCGGUUGCAGCCACAGGCCCCGCGGGCGCCCCUGGGCCCGGCGCCAGGCUCAGGGGACCGGACCCGGUUGCCCUGCAGCCCUCCGGCGGCUUGCACUGACCCGGGGCCCCUCGAGGAGGAAGAGGAGGCUGCUGCACAGACCCAACAGCGUCCUACCUUCACCAACCCUGAGUUGAAGCCGCCGUCGCCUUUCUGGGAGCGACCGCCUAGGCUGCGGGGAGGCGCGUUGGGAGAGACCUCAAGCC